Mandrillus leucophaeus (drill) is the source of this 1810-nucleotide messenger RNA. Its product is annotated as zinc finger protein with KRAB and SCAN domains 8-like. The transcript has 2 exons. The record is from RefSeq and is a predicted model, not a curated record. Bases 634 to 1443 code for a protein of 269 amino acids. NCBI's taxonomy places the organism in Eukaryota, Metazoa, Chordata, Mammalia, Primates, Cercopithecidae.
UCUAUUGCCAUUUCUAUUCCCAUACUCCUUCAUCUGCUCUAUCUGCAAAUCUCUUGAGUUUCUGUCUUGUUUUCCAAUUUAAUUAAAUAUGAUUCGCCUUUAAAAGUAGGAACUAUAUAUUAUUUUUAUAUUUAUUUAUAUUCCAGAUUGUAUGUGUAUGUUUUAGAUGCCUUUAUAGAGGAUAUUUUAUUUAUUCAUAUAUAUUUUUUGAGACAGGGUCUUGCUCUGUUGCCCAGAUUGGAGUGUAGUGGUGUGAUCACAGCACAGUGCAGCCUCAAUCUCCCAGACUCAAGUGAUCCUUCUGCCUUUGCCUCCCAAGUAGCUGAGAUGAUAGGCGUGUGCCAUGAAGAUAUAUUUAAAUAGCCGUUUGAGUCAGAUAUUCAUUCCAGCAGUUCUUUGAUGUUACUGAGACAUGAUACAGGCUGAAUGAAAACAUUUUAUGUGAGUGCCAUGUGAUUGGCGUGUCCUGGGAUUACUGAACGUGUUUGAGAGCUCUAGUCUAUAUCAUAUUAUAUUGCUUUAGCAACAGGAAUAAAACACAUUUCAAAGGUCUGUUUAUUAUUUUAGGAUUCAAGGCCAGAGGUGUGAACAAGGUGUCAACUCUGAAGGGCUGAAGGGAAGGUUUUUCUAAGGAUGGACCCACACCAGAAGGUCCCUAGCAUAUAUAAUGGGGAUACUUUACAGACUCCUGAGUAUGAAAAAAUCUCUCAGUAUGAGGACCAGUUAGAAAGGCAUGAGGGUAGGCGCAUGGAAGAAAGACGGUAUAAAUGCAAUGAUUGUGGAAAGAAGUUUGCCCAGAGCUCAGGCCUUGUUCGACAUCAGAGAAUCCACACUGGAGAGAAACCCUAUGAGUGUGAUCACUGUGGAAAAGCCUUUAGCGUGCGCUCAACCCUUACUGUGCAUGAAAGAAUCCACACUGGUGAGAAGCCUUAUACUUGUAAUGAGUGUAAGAAAGCCUUCAGUGUAAGGGCACACCUGAUUAUACAUCAGAGAAUCCACAAUGGAGAGAAACCCUAUGAAUGUAAUGAGUGUGGCAAAGCAUUUAGUGUGAGCUCAGACCUUAUCAAACACCAGAGAAUCCAUACUGGUGAGAAACCUUAUGAGUGUGAUGAGUGUGGAAAAGCUUUCAGUGUGAGCUCAGCCCUCAUCAAGCAUCAGAGAAUCCAUACAGGAGAAAAGCCGUAUGAGUGUAAGGAAUGUGGGAAGGCCUUCUAUGUGAACUCAGCACUUAUUAAUCACCAGAGGAUUCACUCUGGAGAAAAGCCCUAUGAGUGUGGAGAGUGUGGAAAAGCGUUCAGCCAGAUCUCAACCCUUAUUCAUCACCAGAGAAUCCAUACUGGAGAGAAACCAUAUGAGUGUGAAGAGUGUGGGAAAGCUUUCCGUGGGAGUUCUAAUCUUACUAAACACCAGAAAAUACAUGCCAAAGAAAAGUGUCAUCAGUGAUUUAUGUGGCAAAUAUAUUCCAAAGGGCUUUUGUUACAUCAGAAGAUACCAUCGAAAGAAGAGUAUGGUUAAACUUAAUCCCUUAAUUGACACUUCAUCCUUGAAAUACUGAAGUGAGAAAUCACUGAAAAGUAACUCCAUCAGCAUUGUUUCUAAGGCUCUAAAAUCACAUCUACUUCUGAGAAUAAUGGAGGUUUACAGACAGUCAUCUGGGUGGAGGACACCCUUUUGGAAUCAGCACUGAAUGUGAUGCCAUAUCCCACUCCAAACCAGCACAAACUAUAAAUACUAAGCAGUGAGUGGUAUUCUGAAGACUUUGAAGGAGGAGCUAUUUCUGAAAAUAAAUUUAUUUUGUUGAAGAAUUUAA